UUCCAGAAGCAUGCGCGUUCGAUCCAGCAUCUCAGAACACGACCAACACUGACCCAAAUCUCCACCUUCCAUCCUCGUUUUUAACAAGCAAGACAUGUCAAUGGCUUCCGGCUGCAUUUCCUGGGUCGCUUUCCUUUUUUGCGUCCCCGUUGAAUCCUCACAAAACUUCCGCAAAGAUGUCCCAACACCCAGCAUUGGCAGCAUUGGUUACACCGUUUGCACUGUCACGGGCAUGCGAGGCUGCACAGAAGUGACUGAUUCAUGGCAGAGUCUUCUUUCUUGUCGUGGAUUCAGCAACGGACCCUGGGAGGCAAACAAAUUACAAAUUGUUGCGUUCUUUUGAGGAAAAAAAAGUCAUCCGGAAUCUGCUUCUUUGCAACACAGAUGAUGGAUUACAAAGUGUCAAGCCAAGCACAAAAAGGCAUCACAGGAGCCUUCCUCUCUGCGGCGAACAUGACGCGAGGCGGUGAAGAGCGAUGCAGAAACUAUUUGGUUCCGAAUGAGUGCAUCUGCCUUCUUUUGGGAGUGUGGGAGAUGCUCAGAAAUACGUUUUUCGCUACGCUUGUUGCUUGAAGUUCUUCUCUUAUACACUUGCAUCACUUGCAUGACACAAAAAUCAGAACGGAAGUCUUUCAGAGAACGUCACGAGUUUGGUGUGAUUCAGCUCUUUGCAAUGCUCUGCUCUUCACCUCUGCAAACACAAUUCUUACCUGACCACUUGGGUUGCGAUCAAAACCUGGUAGCGCAACUCUGAUCCCAAACUUUAUUAUCAACAAAGGUACGGCCGUCAUUUUGCACUUUGACAUGCUUUACCAGACGGAAAUACAAUUAAUUCACACUGGCACAUGGUUUUUUUCUCCCGGGGUAAAAAUACCGCUUCGAUGUCUGUGUCUGGCCAACUCUUGUCAAUCUUCAGCACUUUGGGGCGACGCGAAGAAGCCGAAUCUGAGAACAUGUAACAAAUGGGCAUCGCUAUAGCGGUUUCGCUGGCAUCGACCUGUGCCAUCCUUGUCCGAAGUUACACUGCGCAGGUCCAUGAUCCAAAAUACGGACUCUCGAAUUGAAAGAAAUGAUUCUCACAUGUGAGAAAUUGCCUUUUCUAUGUUCUUGCAGCACCCGUUGUUUCGGAAGGCAGGAGUGAGUCAGAUUCAAGAAGCAAUGCCAUACUGCUGUACUGGGACAAAACCUCUCAUAUCUUGAUCUGCUCCGGAGCCAACCGAACCAAAGCAAAUAGUUCAACAGGUUCAUUUCGGCCGCCGGUUGCUCAUAGGUUUCAAGCAACUCUGGAUCUUACUCAUCGAACGAAGGGCCGCUUUGGGAUCUAGAAACGAAGCGCAGCUUUUGGAUUUAGAAACUACCAGAUUCCUAUGGUCACAAAAACGUCCUAAGGACAUGUUGUUCAAACAAGAUCUCUGUGCCGAGCCAGCUCUUUGCAAAGUCGCGCAAGAUUCUCUUUGAAGCGCCGUAGCAAAUGGGGCCUAGUUGCUUGGCUCAUGUGCAUUGAAACCAUGCUCGGUGCUGAACUCAACAACUGUCCUGGCACUGGGAGGAUGGCUUCCCAACCUGGCGGAGCAAUGCACUCAAUAAAGAGGCACACAAUGUACAACCAGUACAAGAACAAAAUGACGAAAUGCUUUUCCCUUGGCCGAAAAGCUUCACGGGUCUUUUGGAUCCCUCUUUCACUGGCAAAUUCCUGCUUAACAGAGAGGGCAAGAUGGCAGUCACUGCGCAGGGCUCACAUCAAAAGAAACGUCAACGCGAAACGAAAGCUGCAGGCGGCAAGCAGCAAUCUUCUGUCAGCGGACUUGCUACCACGGGAAUGGCGCACAAUCUGGGCGUGGCCAUUUUUGGCAGGCGCGGCCAACAUUCACGCCUCGGACCC
Cladocopium goreaui is the source of this 1882-nucleotide messenger RNA. NCBI's taxonomy places the organism in Eukaryota, Dinophyceae, Suessiales, Symbiodiniaceae. The record is from the annotation of a GenBank genome assembly.